Trichomycterus rosablanca is the source of this 1071-nucleotide messenger RNA. It is a transcript of the gene bdkrb1, whose product is annotated as bradykinin receptor B1. Lineage: Eukaryota; Metazoa; Chordata; Actinopteri; Siluriformes; Trichomycteridae. The transcript has a single exon. The coding region runs from base 1 to 1071 and encodes 356 amino acids. The record is from RefSeq and is a predicted model, not a curated record. Gene Ontology annotation, cellular component: membrane; external side of plasma membrane. Gene Ontology annotation, molecular function: C-C chemokine binding; bradykinin receptor activity; C-C chemokine receptor activity. Gene Ontology annotation, biological process: calcium-mediated signaling; positive regulation of cytosolic calcium ion concentration; G protein-coupled receptor signaling pathway.
AUGGAUCAACAGGAGCCCAUAUAUGUGGAUUCAUUCCAGGAUCUAAAUUCUACAAAUUUCUCAUCGUCAACGUGCAACUCCUCAGAGUGGUGUCUGUUUAAUGCUUUAGUUCCUCCAUACAUCUUUAUUGUAUGUUUGGUUGGUAUUUUGAGCAAUGCAUUUGUGCUGUUGGUAUUCUUCUUACAAAGAGUCAAGUGGAGCGUGCCUGAAAUCUACCUAGGGAACUUGGCAUUGGCUGAUCUGAUAUUGCUGACUUGUCUGCCAUUCUGGGCCAUGAACAUCCUAAAUGACUUCUACUGGCCAUAUGGAGAGAUCCUGUGUAAAGUUGUUAACCUCUCCAUCAUCGUCAACAUGUACGCCAGCAUUUACAUAUUGGUGAUGGUUAACAUAGACCGAUACCUUGCUCUAGUCCUGACUAUGAAAGCGAGAUGGUUUAGACGAAGACGGAAUGCCAAGAUAAUUUGCUUCUGUGUCUGGCUUUUUGGAGUUGGCAUGGGCGUACCCACUGCAACUUUCAGAAAAGUGCAGUAUGUCCCGUAUUUUCAUACCACAGCCUGUAUAAUCCAUUACCCUUCUGACUCCUGGAAACUGGCCCACAAUCGUCAGUUGGUCCUGUUGGGCUUUGCCUUGCCUCUUCUGGCUAUUGUUUUCUGUACCUGCAACAUUGUAUGGGUUCUUCACAAAAGAAGGGAGGGGGUUCGGCCACAGAAUGAAAAUGACAGGAAGGCCACAGUGCUGGUGUGCGCCGUAACCCUGCUUUUUUUCCUCUGUUGGGCUCCAUUUAAUAUUUUUACCUUCCUGGAUACUCUAUGUGACACUGAAGUGUUGGAUAUAGAUAGCUGGUCUCACAUCUUAGACAUUGGAUCACAGUUCUCUACAUACUUGGCAUUUCUAAACAGCUGUCUCAAUCCACUACUGUAUGUUUGCUCGGGGCACUAUUUCAAGAGGAAAGUUAGUGAAAUCUAUAAAAGGAGGAAGAGUUCUACUGCAUCUAUUGCUACAGCAAUGCAGCGAUCAGUUAUAUCAACGUAUGUUCAAAGAAGUGAACAAAUUAAGCCUGUUGUGCUGUAG